GUCCACAUCUACACAUUAGCUAAAGAUAGGUAGGGCAAGAUAACGAGAAACAGUUUUAGGAAGGUAAGGCGAGUCUUUUAAAACAAGGUUGAUGAUUUUAUCAAUCAUUGUUAUAGUUUAAUAAAGGGUAAAAUAUUAUCCUGUAGUUUAUGGACGACCAGCUGUUUUGAAGAAUAUUUGAACUGCCUCAGGUAAAGUUGAAUUCAAAAUGUCCCUGCACGGGAAAAUAGUUGUAAUCAAAAGGAGUGGCGGAGAUGGGACUGAGUUUCCUCUGACUGCAUCAUGCUUAUUUGGAAGGAAACCUGACUGCGACAUUCGCAUUCAACUUCCUCAUGUCUCCAAGGAGCAUUGCAGGAUUGAGUUGAAUGAAAAUAAAGAGGUUAUUUUAACUAAUUUGAGUUCAACGAACCCAACCCGUGUCAAUGGGGAGGUUUUUCAGCAGUCUGAACGUUUGAAACAUGGAGAUCUAAUCACAAUUAUUGACCGUUCUUUCAGGUUUGAAUACCCUCCAGCACCCACUCCAAAGAAAAAUCGAUAUUCUUCUGUUAGCAAAAGUGAAACUCCUCAGGUUUUACAUGAAACCCAAGCAAGGGAUACCAGCGCUAAAGAUGGAACCAACACUUCUGAUGUCAAACCCAAGGAGGAUGGAAGUCUUGAACAGAACAAGCCAAGCUCCCCUUUCUGUGAGCUGUACCAAAUGUUCAAACAAGAUCUGGAUUCCAAGACUCCAAAGAAAGCACUUGGAACACCUGCUUCGAGGCUUUGCCCACAGAAACCUAUCUCAACCAGGAAAGUGGAUGGGGCGUCUGUCAUUUCCACACCCAAGACGGCGGAGACUGAAAAUGUGUCACCUGUCACUGGAGUGACUCCAAAAUCAGCCCAGAAGAAGCGAAAGUCCCUCAAAGGUCCGGUUGUUGAGGGGAAUGUGCCAGUCGAAGAUUUCAUCCAACUGCCUCCAUCUAUUCUUGAAACUCCCAAAGGUAAAAGGCGUUCUUCAAAGUCCAUAACACCCACCACUGUUGAAGAAAAAUCCGCCCCUGUUUCUCAGAGGAAAAGUCACCUGGCAACCCCCGAGAAGUUAACUGCUAGUGAAGUGGCUGAGCAGAUUUCUGAGUGUCCGACUGCAGAAAUCCUUACGACCCCCACUCGGAGGAGGAGCAGGGAAGCCACUCCUAUCAAAUCUUUGAUAACUGGGGUAGAACCACCUGCUGAUGCUUUCGUCUCAAACCAAGACCAGCUCGUACUAACUGAGAAUUCCACGACAAGUACUCCUAAGACCGAGCACUCCCACUCUCCAAGGCCUGCUGGGGAAAAGCUUCAAGCCCAGGAUGUGCUUUGUGAGCUGGAGGUGACUACACCCAUCAAUGUUAAACAGUCGUCUGCUAAGAAACGGAAGAGUGGAGACCUUGAAACUGAAUUUCCAACACCUCUGUGCAAGAGGAAAAGGGUUUCAUUUGGAGGUCAUUUGGAGCCGGAACUGUUCGAUAAACGUCUUCCUCCUGACUCCCCACUAUGCAAAGGUGCCACUCCUGGACGGCGAAGCUUGUGUGCCCCCAAAAUGAAACAGUCACUCCUCAGGAGAGCGUCUGCAAUUGGUCUGAUAAAGGAGCAUGAACAAUCUGCCCCAGUGAAAGGAAGUCCAGGAAAGAAGGCAUCUCCCAAGACUCCCUCGCCUGCCAAGAAGUCGCCGAAGGCAUCUCCCAAGACUCCCUCGCCUGCCAAGAAGUCGCCGAAAGCAUCUCCCAAGACUCCCUCGCCCGCCAAGUCGCCGAAGGCAUCUGCCAAAACUCCCUCGCCCGCCAAGUCGCCGAAGGCAUCUGCCAAAACUCCCUCGCCCGCCAAGUCGCCGAAGGCAUCUGCCAAAACUCCCUCGCCCGCCAAGUCGCCGAAGGCAUCUGCAAAAACUCCCUCGCCCGCCAAGUCGCCGAAGGCGUCUGCCAAGACUCCCUCGCCCGCCAAGUCACCGAAGGCAUCUGCCAAGAAGUCACCAAAGGCAUCUGCCAAGACUCCCUCGUCUGCCAAGAAGUCACCAAAAGCUAAAACGCCAUCUCCAGGUAAAGAAAAGACCCCGAAAACCGCUGUCAAGACUCCAUCUCCUGCUCGAAGAAAGUCUACAUUAAAAGAUGAAUCUCAAACACCAAAGGCUGGGAAAACUCCCAAGACCCCUGCAAGUUUGCCAUCAGCCAACACGACACCCACCAUGCAAGGCCGGUUCUCAGUGUCCCUCGUCAGCACCCCAUCACCCACAGCAGACCAGGACUCUGUCCUACAGCCGUCUGUCACUGUAACGCCUCGUGUUCCCUUGAGGCGAAUGACAAUGUCGUCAGCCUCAAAGACGACACAGAAAAGCGCAAUGAAAAAUUCCCUUCAAGUCAUCCGUAGAAGAAGUGGUGUUUCUCGGGCAUCUAUGAAAGUUGUGAAUUCCUGGGCUGACAUUGUGAAGUUUGGCCAGACCAAGACCCAAGCUGUUAUCCCAACCAAGAAAACCACCCGAGUGACUAAGACGAAGACUGUUGUACCAAAACCGGAGACACCUGUGAGGAAACUCAUAGGACAUGUCAGCACUGGUCAUGCCGAUUCACCUGUGACCAUUGUUGUGGGAAAAGCUCACAGGCUGAAAGCCAUUCAGCCAAGUGGGGCCGCCCCAAAGCUUGUCCACAACAUUUCUGUGCUAAAAAAGAACAUGAAAAUGGAUGAGGAUUUGUCAGGCAUUGCAGACAUUUUCAAGACCCCUGCUAGGCAGAGGAAGUCUGUGGUCAAUGUGCAGAGUGCCCUCAAGACCCCCUUGAGAGCCCAGUCUACAUCUAUGAUUGAAUCAUCAGUGAUGAAUACCCCAGAGGAGACUGGUGAAAUGGUGGUGUCUCCACUUGUUGUUUCUACUGCUAAACGGGGCGCGUACAACAGCGAUGCAGUCACUAGACUCCUUCGGGAUGGUCAAGAAUCCAGUUUCAUCACAGAGGAAGCUGAUGACUCCCGUACUACACAAAAUGAGAUUCUUGCCUUAGAGAGGUCUUCAGAGGAAUCGAAGGAAGAACAGCGGCCAGAAUCAAAAAAAUCUAUUUCGACUCCCAAACAGAAGAAACCCGAACAACCCGAGUGUCUCACUGGAGUGAAGAGGAUCAUGAAGACCCCAAGACAGAAGGUGCAACCCAUUGAAGACCUCAGAGGAAAACUGAUGACAACUCCCAAACAGAAACUUGAGCAACUCGAAUGUCUCACUGGUGUGAAGAGGAUCAUGAAGACCCCAAGACAGCAGGUGCAACCCAUUGAAGACCUCAGAGGGAAACUGAUGACAACUCCAAGGGGGCCUAAGGCUUCUCAGGAAGUAAGCUUAGCUGGUGUAAGGGAACUCCUGACCACCCCCAAACAAAUCGCUGAACCUGUUGAAGAGAUUUCUGGUAAAGUCCAAGAUGACAACGUCCACAGCGAGACAGAGAUUCACGGCGACGCCAUUUCUCCUAAAUGCCUCUCAGGUAACGUUGAAUUCAAAAUGCCCCUGUUCGGGAAAAUAGUUGUAAUCAAAAGGAGUGGCGGAGAUGGGACUGCGUUUCCUCUGACUGCAUCAUGCUUAUUUGGGAGGAAACCUGACUGCGACAUUUGCGUUAAACUUCCCGAAGUAUCCAAGGAGCAUUGCAGGAUUGAGUUGAAUGAAAAUAACGAGGUUAUUUUAACUAAUUUGAGUUCAACGAACCCGACCCGUGUCAAUGGAGAGGUUUUGCAGCAGUCUGAACAUUUAAAACAUGGGGAUCUAAUCACAAUUAUUGACCGUUCUUUCAGGUUUGAAUACCCUCAAGCACCCACUCCAAAGAGAAAUAGAUCUUCUAAACAGAACACGCCAAGAGGGCCUAAGGCUCUUCAGAAAGUAAGCUUAGAUGUUGUGAAGACCCCCAAGCACGUCGCUCAACCUGCUGAAGAAAUUUCUGGUGACGCCCAAGAGAUUCCUGAUGCCAUGACAACCGAGGCAGUGGAGGAAGAACAACCUGCUCCUCUUGCUGAGGCAGUGCAGGAGGUAGAGACCGUUUCUGCACCUGCUGAGGAAGAACAACCUGCUCUUCUUGUUGAGGCAGUGCAGGAGGUAGAAGAGCCAGUUUCUGCACCUGCUGAGGCAGUGGAGGAAAAACAACCUGCUCCUCUUACUGAGGCAGUGGAGGAGGUAGAGACCGUUUCUGCACCUGCUGAGGCAGUGCAGGAGGAAGAACAACCUGCUCUUGCUGAGCAUGUUGCUGCAUCUGCUGAGGCAGUGGAGGAAGAACAACCUGCUCCUCUUGCUGAGCCCGUUGCUGCACCUGCUGAGGCAGUGGAGAUGGCACAUCUUGACAGUGAAGAGCCUUCUGUUCCAGUAAAAGGUAGAGUAAAGAAAACCGAGGGGAUUGUGCCACCACCUGCUAGAGUGAGAUCGGCAAGGCGUAAUGAGACCAGUAGUGUUGAGGCACCAGCAGAAACUAUGGACUCUGUGGAUGUCCAGGAGAAAAUGGCAGUUGACCCCGUUCCUGAUGAAAAGCUCAAGAGCGGAAGAAAGGCCAAACGGGCUUCUGUAGAGAGAGUUGAAUCAGUGCAGGAGAACGCUGUUGAAAGUGAGAGUGCUGAAAUUCCUCCAAUUGAGGACCAGCAGCCAACUUCUGAUGUCCCCGUGGAGAAACCCAGAAGAGGAAGAAAGGCCAAACGGGCUUCUGUAGAACAAGUUGAAACCGUGUUGGAGAACACUGAAGCUGUGAGUGUUCCUGUCACUGAGACGUUUGAGGCCCAGACUCCAGUCGUUAGGUCUGAGAGAGGAAGAAAGCCUAAACAGGAUUCAGUAGAAGAAGUUGAAGUGGGGGUUCUUGAAAUUCCUCCAGUUAAGAUUGUGGAAGCCAAGGAGAUGCCUGCUAGUGUUCCUGUUGAGAAACCACAGGCAAGAGGAAAACGGGGUAAACAGGAAUCUGAAGAAGCCAAAACAAUGGAAGAAAAUGUUGUGGCGGUUGAUAUUCCUACAGAAGAGGUGGAGGCCUCAGCCCUGUUUGCAAAACCCAUAAGAGGAAGAAAGACUAAGCAGGAGCCUGUAGAUCAAGUGGAGUCUGUGAGUAUUGAACAAGUGGAGGCCCAGGAGCAGGCCACUGUGUCUCCAGUUGAGAAACCCAAAAGAGGGGGAAGAAAGACAAAGCAGGCUUCUGUAGAGAAAGUUGAGCCUGUUGAGGACCACCCCGUUGAGUCUCUGACUGUUGAACUCCAGGAGCAGACUACUGUGGCCCCAGUUGAGAAACCCAAAAGAGGGGGAAGGAAGACUAAGCAGGCUUCUAUAGAGAAAGUUGAGCCUGUUGAGGACCACCCCGUUGAGUCUCUGACUGUUGAACUCCAGGAGCAGGCCACUGUGGCUCCAGUUGAGAAACCCAAAAGAGGGGGAAGGAAGACUAAGCAGGCUUCUAUUGAGAAAGUUGAGCCUGUUGAGGACCACCCCGUUGAGUCUCUGACUGUUGAACUCCAGGAGCAGGCCACUGUGGCUCCAGUUGAGAAACCCAAAAGAGGGGGAAGAAAGACUAAGCAAGCUUCUGUAGAGCAAGUUGAGCCUGUUGAGGAUCACCCUGUUGAGUCUCUGACUGUUGAAGUUGAAGCCCAGGAGCAGACUACUGUGGCUCCAGUUGAGAAACCCAAAAGAGGGGGAAGAAAGACUAAGCAAGCUUCUGUAGAGCAAGUUGAGCCUGUUGAGGAUCACCCUGUUGAGUCUCUGACUGUUGAAGUUGAAGCCCAGGAGCAGACUACUGUGGCUCCAGUUGAGAAACCCAAAAGAGGGGGAAGGAAGACUAAGCAGGCUUCUGUAGAGCAAGUUGAAGAUCACCCCGUUGAGUCUUUGACUGUUGAACUCCAGGAGCAGACUACUGUAGCCCCAGUUGAGAAACCCAAAAGAGGGGGAAGGAAGACUAAGCAGGCUUCUGUAGAGCAAGUUGAAGAUCACUCCGUUGAGUCUCUGACUGUUGAACUCCAGGAGCAGACUACUGUGGCUCCAGUUGAGAAACCCAAAAGAGGGGGAAGAAAGACUAAGCAAGCUUCUGUAGAGCAAGUUGAGCCUGUUGAGGAUCACACCGUUGAGACUCUGACUGUUGAGCUCCAGGAGCAGACUACCUUGGCUUCGGUUGAGAAACCUAAAAGAGUGGGAAGGAGGACUAAACAGGACCCUGGGUGUGUCGUCCCGCCAGUAUCCACAGAGACUCCAGAGGAAACAUCUGCUCCCCCUACAGAGAAACCUAAAAGAGGAGGAAGAAGAGCAAAGCAGCAGAAGGUUCCUGAAGUGGUGGAAGUUGAGAACAUGGUAGUGCAGGAGGUCCACCUUCCUGCACAAACUGAGGUUGAUGCUAGACCAGAGUGUGAAGAGGCUGAUGCUGAAGAACUGCUGGAAGCUCCGGUUGUCAAACUGGGAUGGAGAAGGAAGGCAAAAGCCGUUGUGAAGGAUGAAGUGCCUGCCAAGCGAGCACGCAGAGGAGCAGCUGAUUCCACAAAGGUGCCCACUGUUGCAGAAGCAACUGUGGAAGUUCCAACUGAGCCUGUCAAGCGAGGUAGAAGGGCAGCUAAAUCCAAAGUCUCUGCAGAUGAAAUCACCAUUGCAGCCGAGAGCACUCUGUUGGAGGCUGAGGUAACAGACACGGAGGUUAUGACUGCUGUGGUUAGAAGAGGAAAAGCCCCUAAAAGGGGAAAUGCUGUUUCUGAAACGACCUCUGACCAGGCAAAUUCUAUUGAAGGCAUGGAAACCAUUGACAAAGGCUCAAAAAAGACCUCAAAAUCUGUGAAUUGGAAACUUGAUUUGGAAGAUACACACAAGGUCACCCCUCUUCCUAAACAGAAGACAUCCCGACGGAAUGAUACUGUUCCUGUUACUAAGGUUGAAGAACAGCCUGAACGGAGUGAAGAACAGCAGGUUGUGAAGACAGUGCGAGGGAGAAGAGCAAGAUCUUACGUCGCGGUCAAAGAGGAGACCGUACAAUCAACACCCUCAAAAAGGGCACGCCAUAGCACCAUAGAGACCUCUGCUGCUGAAGCCACGGUCCCCAGUUCAAAGCCAGUAAACGAAAGAAAUGCAGCAAGAUCUAUGACAACUGAAGAGGCAGAUCUCUCUGAUAAAGCUGUUCCAAAGGAGCCUGUCAAGAAAACAAGACGGGCAGCAAAGUCUACUGCAGCAGCUCCCGUUGAGGCCACGAGCACUACUCCUGCUGUCCCGGAGGAAGAGACCAUCCCCGAUGCCACAGUUGUGGCUGCUACAAAAGGAAGAGGUAAAGCGACAAAAGGAAAAACUGUAUCUCAGGAAAUUGACAUUGAGCAAGGUACUGAGUCGGAGCAGCCGUGUAAGCCCCGCAGAGGGAGAGCAGCAAGAAAAUAGAGCUUAGGCAGUCAUAGAUUUUUGUUUGUUUUUAAUGCUUUGAUAUAGAAAUGCUAAUGCUCAACUUGUUUUUUUUUUGUACUUGCCUGGAGUUACAGAUGUAUAAUUGAAGGCCAGUGCUUUACAAUAUUAUUCUGAUUUUUGGUCUUAAUUGUGGUUAGUUUUGCUACAUUCUCUGAAUAUUUUUUUACAUUUUUAAAGAAUUUGUAUUUAGACUGAAAAUAGUUUGGGUGAAAUUAUUCAUAUUAAAAAUCAAAAACUUAA
Molecule: messenger RNA, 7609 nt
Organism: Oncorhynchus keta (chum salmon)
Lineage: Eukaryota; Metazoa; Chordata; Actinopteri; Salmoniformes; Salmonidae
Gene: mki67
Product: marker of proliferation Ki-67
Exons: 17
Coding region: 209-7345 (2378 amino acids)
Biological process (GO): regulation of chromosome segregation; regulation of mitotic nuclear division
Cellular component (GO): nucleus; chromosome
Molecular function (GO): protein binding
Source: RefSeq, a predicted model, not a curated record